AUGCUGGAUCGUGAUGAGCCAUUCCUGAAGCGGCGUGACCGGCUGCCAGAGCCAGCCCAGGCGCCCAAGAGCAUCAGCGCCUGGGAGCUCAUCAAGGAGUUUGUUGGCAAGGACCUGGCAAGGAUUACGGACCUGUCGCUUCCUGUGGCGCUAUGCGAGCCGGUGACAGACAUGCAACGGCGGGGAGACUUCCUGGAGUAUGUGGAGCUGCUCCAUGAGGCAGCAGAGCUGCCAAAGGGCAGCAUGGAGCGGCUGCUCAAGGUCACAGCCUUUGCAGUCAGCAUCUACUCCUGCGUGUAUCGCCCCUUUGCACCCUGCCGCAGCCCCAAGGGAGAAACCUUCGAGCUUGUUGCCCCAGACAAAGGCAUCAGGGCCAUCGGUGAGAAGUGUGGCGAGUGCCCGGGAGUCAAUGCCUUCUUGUGUGAGGGGCGGGGAUGGGUGCUGUCCUGCGAUGAGAUGAACAAGAUGGAGUUUAGGGGUCAGUACGCCAACAUCAGGCCAACAGGGCUGAUCCGCAUCGACUUUCAUGAUGGGGAGGAGUUCAAGUGGAACCCGCUCCUGACAAUCGUGCAGCACAUUAUUCUGGGCACACACUACCUGGACCACAACGGCAACCUCCAUAUCCAGACCUCUGCCGCCCCCCACGCCAGCAGCGUCCGCUUCAAGGAGCCCUUCAUUGCAUUCACCAACAAGCAAGUGCACCAGGUGAAAGGGCAUGUUGAGGUGGGCGGGCAGAAACUGGAGCACCCUCUGCUGCAUGGCAAGUGGGACGGCGCCCUCUGGGCCACUCUUGCGGACGGCAGCGAGCAGCUGCUCUGGCAGAAAAACCCUCCCCAUGAGCACCCUUCCAGGUUUGGCUUCUCGCAGUGGGCGCUUUCGUUGAAUGACAUGCCGGAGGGGCUGGAACGUCUGCUGCCGCCGAGUGACAUGCGCUGGCGGCGCGACCUGCGGCUGCUGGAGCAGGGGGAAUACGACGCGGCGGAGGGGGAGCGAAAGCGCUUGCUCAAAAGGGUCGCCAGUGCGCGCGCUGCCGCCACCCAACCCCACGAGCCGCGCUGGUUCCAGUUCCACCCGGAGGUGAAGUUUGGGGAGGGACGGAGGUACACUUACAAGGGAGGCUACUUUGAGACUCGCAGCAGCGUGAAGAGCGGUGCAGGGCGCUGGGAAGGCUGCCCUGAUUUGUUUGGGGAUGGGGAGGAUGGCACAGGCGUGUACCCUUGA
Messenger RNA from Coccomyxa subellipsoidea C-169, 1221 nucleotides. RefSeq lists its product as hypothetical. The coding region runs from base 1 to 1221 and encodes 406 amino acids. Gene Ontology annotation, molecular function: sterol binding. Gene Ontology annotation, cellular component: intracellular membrane-bounded organelle; membrane; cytosol. NCBI's taxonomy places the organism in Eukaryota, Viridiplantae, Chlorophyta, Trebouxiophyceae, Coccomyxaceae. The record is from RefSeq and is a predicted model, not a curated record. The transcript has 8 exons.